AUGAUAAAGCGUUACGUGCUUUCUGUUUUGGUCCUCGCACUGUGUUGUGUCUGUGGAUGUGUGGUAGCUGAAAAUGAUCCUGCGGCACAUACAAUUAAUGAUCUUGGUACUGUCACUCAGGAUAAAGGAUUGCAGGAUGCGUUGGAAUCUCCUGAGACAGAAGUGGAAGAUACAGAAGCAGAAUGUAAAUCAGGUGGAAUAAAGGAAAAAAAUUGCAAACCAAAUCCCCCGCCGCAAUUGAAUCCGAAAGGUGAUCAACAGAAUGGAACAAGACCUGAAGUUGAUGCGCUUCCACAACCAACAAUAACGAGUCCCAGUCUUUCACCUUCUCCUGAUACUCUUGGGGUUCCUGCACCUGCCGCUCCUCCUUCAACUCCUGCCCCUCCUAAACCUCCUGCUGUUGGUGCUGCUGAACCUUCAUUGGCAGGUUCUUCUGGAGUACAUGGUGCAAAAGCGACAAAAGAGAGUGAAACCGGGACUGAACAGAGUAAAGAUGCUGAGAAACCUGAACAAGCUGAAGGUACACCAAACAUGGACACUCCUCAAACUGAAGGUGAACAGAAGAAUGUGGGGGCAGAAGGAGCAAAGGGAAGUCAAAAUGGAGCACAACCCAAUUCUUCUGCAGGACCCACUACAAGUAAUACAGACACUCCAGAAACCAACGGGAGACAAGAACAGACAACUGACACAAAGGAUUCUCAACCAAACAAUGAUACAGGUGAUACCAAUAACUCAGAAACCAUAAACUCUGACAAUACCAAUACAACCAGUAAUAAUAAGGAAUCAACUACCACAACAACAACAACCACAACAACACUUCCUCCUGAACUCACAAACAACAAGAAGGGUGAUGCAGACAGCAGCAGCAGUAUCAGCAGUUCUGUGUGGGUGCGUGUACCACCACUACUGAUUGUGGUUACACUGGCCUAUAUUCUUGUGUGCUGA
Molecule: messenger RNA, 945 nt
Organism: Trypanosoma theileri
Lineage: Eukaryota; Euglenozoa; Kinetoplastea; Trypanosomatida; Trypanosomatidae
Exons: 1
Coding region: 1-945 (314 amino acids)
Source: RefSeq, a predicted model, not a curated record